UGACAACCCUAUCGCUCUCCAUUUUCGUCGCGUUUCGCUUUGUGCUCUCUGGAAUAGAAUAGAAUCAGAUUUUUGGAAAACAAAACACAACAAACGAUAAUGAAUAACCUAAAAUGGAUGGGUCACUCGUCCACAAUUAUGGAUAUCCAGCGCGUUCUCCUCAACCAGCAAAGCAGCAACGAAAGCUGCGAGGUAUUGCUAGUGGCCAAAGAUGGUAUCAGUGUCCGUGCACAUCUAUUCGUGCUCAGCACGUGCAGCGAUCUAAUGCGUAAUCUGCUGGUCGAUUUACCCGUCGGCCAGGAGGCAACAGUUAUCCUGCCCGACAUUCGUGGCGAGCUGCUGGAGAGCAUGUUAUCGUUUAUUUACAUGGGAGAAACCAGCUUAUCAUCUGCCCUGCUCACCGAGUUUCUCGAAGCAAUCAAUCUCUUGGGCAUUAAAUCGGCAAUAAGCUUUGAAACGAAUCCCACAGCGAUGACCACCACAAAUGUGGUCACUGGAGCAAUGGCUGUGGAGGCAGCCAAGUCCAUUAGUGGCUUGCACAUUGCGAAUACAGCACUUAUGGAGGAGGAGGAGGAGGAAGAGGAUGGCAACGUGGUCGUCGGCAAACUGGAAGUAGGCAAUUCCGUACUCACUGACCAUCCGCAACAGAGCCAGCAGCAGGAUGGCAGAUCCUUGGAAUUCCUCGAUGUGUAUACGGAUCAGCCAAAGAUAACAUAUUCCAUUGAACACAUGGGUGGCACAUCCAGUGGCAAUCAGUACAUAUUAACGGAGAACACGGGCACAUUUACCAUCACACAAUCCGCAUCCUCAGUGACCAAAUUGGGAGGCACUGUGGUUGACCAUGUCACAGGUAGUGAGUUGGCGGUGGAUGAUGGGGAGGCUGAUGUUAUAGACGACCAUGAGGAAUCCGAGUCACAUUUAAUUGAAGAGGACUAUGUUCCAACUGCUGGUCCUUUAAUAGAGAUGGGUGCAGAUGCGGAUGCAGAUGUUGAUAUGACUGAGGAUGUAAUGCACGAGGAAGAUGCUGGCGAAGAGGAGGAGGAAGAGGAAUUACUGGAUGUGAAGCCACGUAAAUCGCAGCUAGACAUGAAAAUCCUGCGGACAAAGGUACAGCCACGUUCAACGACCUCAAAGGCUUCCAAGAAGACAAUGACCAAACAGCAUCAACAAUAUGCGGAACUCAAAAAGGAGAUCAAAGACGACAUCAACGAUGCCCUGGAACUGGCAGCAGACGCAGUGCUUCACGAGGGUCUUAGCCUACAAAAGGCUGCCGAUCGUUACGACAUAUCGAAGACCGUACUGUGGCGACGUGUCCGUUCCAAUCCUGCCUACAUGAGAAUCAAACGCGAGAAGCCCUCACUCUCGGAGGCGUAUGAGCGCCUAAAGAACGGUGACUCCUUGAAGAGCAUUAGUCAAGAUCUGAGCAUACCCAUGUCCACAUUGCACAGACAUAAGGUGCGACUGGCGGCCCAGGGUCGUUUGCCCGAAUUCGUUGCCUGUAGGAGACGGGACAGCACUCCAAAGGACGAGCUGCGGGACAAGCUGGCCAAGGCGGUACAUGCCUGUGUCAAUGGAGGCAUGUCCCAGAAUCAUGCAGCGAAUCUCUUCGAAAUACCCAAGAGCACACUCUGGCGACAUCUGCAGCGUCGGGUCACAGAGGCGGAGCGAAAGGUCAAAGAGGAGCAGGAGGAGGAAGAUGAAGAAGACACUCUCAACUAGAUAUAUUCAUAUCAUACAUUCGUACAUAAAUAUUUAGAUGUACACUUAUACAUAGUCUGCAUAUGCAUUGUUUUAAUCCUUGUAGGAAUCAUGUAGAAUUAAACUUCAAUUUAAAUUCGA
Molecule: messenger RNA, 1839 nt
Organism: Drosophila innubila
Lineage: Eukaryota; Metazoa; Arthropoda; Insecta; Diptera; Drosophilidae
Product: modifier of mdg4
Exons: 2
Coding region: 100-1719 (539 amino acids)
Biological process (GO): regulation of transcription by RNA polymerase II
Cellular component (GO): nucleus
Molecular function (GO): protein binding; DNA binding
Source: RefSeq, a predicted model, not a curated record